Molecule: messenger RNA, 799 nt
Organism: Sesamum indicum (sesame)
Lineage: Eukaryota; Viridiplantae; Streptophyta; Magnoliopsida; Lamiales; Pedaliaceae
Product: large ribosomal subunit protein uL23
Biological process (GO): translation
Cellular component (GO): ribosome
Molecular function (GO): structural constituent of ribosome; rRNA binding
Source: RefSeq, a predicted model, not a curated record
CUCGUGCACUGCCUCCAAUAUAAAAGGUUCGCAACUUCUCCGCUUCCAGGAAACCCUAGAACAGCAGUCCUUCCGCUCCUGAGGCAAGAUUUUCAUUAGGGUUUAGGGUAUCUUCCGUUUGAAAUGGCUCCAAAAGCUGAUCAAGCAAAGAAGUCAGACCCGAAGGCUCAGGCCUUGAAAGCUGCCAAAGCUGUAAAAGCAGGUGGAACAACUUUUAAGAAGAAGUCCAAGAAGAUACGCACAAAAGUUACAUUUCAUCGACCUAGGACAUUGAAGAAGGACAGGAAUCCCAAGUAUCCUCGCAUUAGUGCCCCUCCCCGUAAUAAACUUGACCACUACCAGAUUCUGAAGUAUCCUCUCACCACGGAGUCUGCAAUGAAGAAAAUUGAAGACAACAACACCCUAGUUUUCAUUGUGGACAUCCGUGCUGAUAAGAAGAAGAUCAAGGAUGCGGUCAAGAAAAUGUAUGACAUUCAGACCAAGAAAGUGAACACCCUCAUCAGGCCGGAUGGAACUAAGAAGGCAUAUGUUAGGUUAACACCUGACUAUGAUGCUCUGGAUGUUGCUAACAAAAUUGGAAUUAUCUAAGUGGUGAGAGCUCCAGUUUCGUGCUUAUGCGUGUGUUAAAGGAUUGGACCACCACCACUUUGAAUUUUGUUUUUUGUACUCAAAUGCAGAACCAAGUUUUGUUUCAUGUUAGAUAUCGGAGCUUUGGAUAUGAUAAUUGCGCAAGUGACUUUAAAACGUUUUCUUAGAUUGUAUUGCUAUUAGCUUACUUACCCUUACCAGUUGCAUGGCA